This is a messenger RNA of Symbiodinium natans, 594 nucleotides long. Lineage: Eukaryota; Dinophyceae; Suessiales; Symbiodiniaceae. The record is from the annotation of a GenBank genome assembly.
AUGCUGUUCGCUUGUUGGCUCACAGUUAUUUACGAUCAGAAGAGCAUGGGCAAAACUGACCUGGGUGAACAGUGCGCAUUUGUGAAAUCCCAGAAGGUUAGGCUCGCUGCACGAGGCGGCGGCGCAGUGCAGGCGUUGGCCUUGCAAGAGCCAGCGCAGCGGAAAGAUAGGCGUCCGCAGUCCGCGCCGAGCCAUGUGCUGCAGCUACAGAAGCAGCUGACUGCCAAAGUGCAGGAGGCGCGAGUCCUGGCGCGGGACUCGGCCGCCUUGGCCAUGCGUUGCCUCCGGAGCCACGGAGGCCACGGAGACCAUGGAGGCCACGGAGGCAGCGGCGCCUCCGCCUCAAUGUCGCCGCCGGUCCCGCCAAGGUCAGACAUCCCUAUGGCCACCGUGGUCGACAACAAGUUCCCAAGUUCUCAGACGUGGGCUCGAUCGGAAGUGGCGGACGGUGAGCCGAAGGAGCAGCCAGCAGCUGAGGAAAGACCGAGCGAUCUUCCCAGGAUGGUCAAUCGCCAGGACAAGCCUUUCUGGACGCAGCUGGGCGGAGUGGCCUGGGAUGAGGUAGAUGUCCUCGCGGCCCAGUGGUCUCCCUGA